GCAUUUAGUGUGAUGAAGAAGAGGAGAUAAUAUACAGGAAAAAAUAAAAAAAUAUAUCGAAGAGCCAUUUUGGAAAAUACAAUUCCGCCAUAUUUUACCGGCUUUUUUCAAAAUAUUUACAUUUUUAUAAAAUGUAAACAAACCCAAAAGUUGUAUAAGUUUUGAAAUUAUAAAAUAAAACCCAGAUAUUAAGUGAAAGGUCGCCUGUGUCGCAGCCUCAAAAAGUAUAUAGAGACAGACGAGUGGUUCUAGCAACGCGUCUGCAAACGACAAAAGUAGUGAAAAAAUCAAAACAAACGAAAUUAUAUACAAUGAUGAACGGCCACAAUUUCGCCUUGGGCUCUGGCAGCUCAGCACCCAUUGUGAAUAAUUUGUCAUUGGCAUCGGCCGCAGUGCCUGUCUCUCAUAGUGCUACAACUUCACCUUUGUAUUUCACCCACAUCUUACCGAGCAGCACCACAAUAAUCGAACAGCCUUAUUCCACGGAUCUAGAAGAGCAAAUUGGCAGCAGCUGUGGUGCGGUGGGCGAAAGUUUUCUAAUCGAAGAAAUCAUCGAUGAACGUGAUGAAGAGGGUAACAUAGUCAUAGACACGGGCGAAUUCUUUAUAUCCGGCGACAGUAUACAAUAUUAUGCAGUUCCUGAAUCGAUGCCGCCUCAAAUAAUAAUGCAGCCCUCGAAUUCAUCGUCUACAGAUUCGCUAGCAGCCUAUACGGCCGAAUGUGUUGUGCAGGGUGGAGGAGCCGGCGAAGAAAUCUUACCGGACUCUACGGAUGCUAAUGAAGUGUUUGAUGAAUACGUUACGGCGCAAUUAAAUCUGGACAGUAAUCAGUUUGAUAUAACAUCCCAACACCUGAUGGCAGCAAGUCACAUUAAAAUGGAAAAUUUAGUCGACCACAGCCACAAUCCAUUGGGAAUUAAGCAAGAGAGGUCGGACGACCUCAAUUAUACGUGUAAAAACAAUAAGGAAAGAAAAGAGAAACAGCGAUUAAAUGAAAAACUAAAAAAGUCACAAACUACCAAACGUUGGAAGCAGACAAAAGUACCCAUACGCAUAACACAAGAUGAAUUCAAUGUCACCCUGUGGUCAGCACUCAAUUCAGAAGAUGAAGAUGGAGAAGAGGAAGAUGUCGAAGAAGAGCCCGAAGAAAAUAAUAUUGAAAGCGAGCUUGAUAAUGUUAACAUGAAAAAGGAGUCAUUUAACUUGGAAACUAAUGAAAUGUUAUUGAAAUCCAGCACACUAGAAGAAGCGGAACAACAGGUGCAGCACAUUUUAAUGAACGAAACUAGUAGCAAAGUUCAUGUACAUGAAGGCCUCUCGCCGGCGGAAUAUGUCAUAGUUCCAGAUCCAUUUACCGGUGAUAUAGUCGAAGAAGAAGUAGAAACAGCAAAUGAGAGUAUUAUCGAAGAUAUAAAAACUGAAGAAACCCUAUUAAGCACUAAAUCAAAUGAUUUUACUUUAAUACAAGAUCAAGAUCAUCAGAUAAACGAUACUGAAUUAACAGAAACUUUUCCAACUGCACCAACCGUCUUCAACAAUUGCAAUAACCUAUUAGCAUGUCCGCAAACGUCUCCUGAGGUAGAGGCAACAGUCAAACUGAAAAGUCUGCCGGCCAAAAAAGCAAUAAGCACGCCCGCAAAGAAACCCCCAAGUGCUACUACAUCUACUACCACAUCAUCACCACCACCAGCAACUGCAAAUACACCUGCUUACACAACAUCUGCCACCGAAUCGGGGACAGUGACGGUGUUUCGUUGUACAUUUCGAAACUGUAAUAAAGAGUUUCGCAAUCACUCAGCCAUGCGUAAACACUCUGCAACCCAUGGGCCGCGCGGUCAUGUCUGCGCUGAGUGUGGCAAAUCUUUUGUAGAAAGUUCAAAACUAAAACGUCAUCAAUUGGUGCAUACGGGCGAAAAACCUUUCGAGUGUACAUUUGAAGGUUGUGGUAAACGUUUCUCCCUCGACUUUAACUUGCGUACACAUGUUCGUAUACAUACGGGUGAUCGACCCUAUCAUUGUCCAGUCGAAGGUUGCCACAAAUGUUUCGCCCAAUCCACAAAUCUCAAGAGUCACAUGUUGACUCAUUCAAAACCGAAACGUAAAUGGCCCAGGCCGGUUAAUAAUAAACCCCUACUAGCACGAUAUGGCCGUCUUGAAUUGGGUGAAAAUCCUGAUUUGGUAUAUUUGGAAACUAACGAACAAUACGGCCCUAUUUUAGACAAUUCAAACAUACUACACUCACAUAAUAAAAUGCUAUCUAUUGGCUCGUUGGCCAACAUUAAACAUGUACUUCAAAAGGAAUUAUUUAAUGGGUGCGGUGAGCGACUGCUCUCCGUGGUGACGGUAACGAAAACCUUCAAAAAGAAACGGGCCUGCUAUUUAUGCGUUGCCACGACACCACCACCCGUACCACAAGUCACAGUGUGUCUGGUAAAACAGGCCGAACAGAAAGAUGGUGAUUAUAAGAAGAAACGUGUCUGGCAAUUGGACGAAAUCAAAUGGCUAGACGGCCGUAGUGAACAGUUCGAUAUUCAUGAGUUCGAUGUACAGGUUGAGAAACUAUACAAAUGGUAUGCACUUAACUUGCAUGAGCGGCAAAAUUUUAUUGCUGUUCUGUAUAAGCAAAUCCAUAAAUAUGCUCGUGGUGCUAAAGCAGAAUUUCGCAAUAUUCCAACGGCUUGGCUAAUGGAUAAAUCACCGGAAAAAUUAAUGGGUAUGGAUGGUAGUGGUGGAGGUCGUGGUAGUAUACGUAGUUCAUCGACUGUUCGUGACGGCAGUGGACGUGGUGAAGGUUUGCGCAAAAACGGUGGCGAAACUGAAGACGAAGAAGAAAUGGAAUUUACCGAAUUUACUGCUUUGACCGAUAAAGAAGCUUCGGAAUUGUCGAAACUUUUUAAUGAAUGUGAUUAUGCGGUAAAGGAUGCCGAAUUGCUAAUUGAAAAGUUAUCAAAAGAAUUACAUGAUUUAGAUGGUGCAAAUAUGCAAUCAGUAUUAGCUUCGGAAAAACAAGUUAUGCUUUUAAUGGAACACAUUGAUAAAGCUAUUGGUGAAGCUGAUAAAUUCGAAGAACGUUUAGAUUCCUAUGAGGAAAUUUUGGGUCACGUUAAAGAGACCAUGGAAAAGAUUGGUGGCAAAAAUGCCAUGAUUAAAAUUGCCAACAAUAAUAAUAUUAAGCUUAAGGAGGAAUUAAGUCAAAUUAUAUCCCAGUUGGAUUUCCCAAUUGCCUAUCAACAAAUAUUGCAAGCACCCGAUUUAAAUACACCAGAAGGUCGUAAAGCUGCCAUAAUUGCUGCACAAAGCUUACAGCAGGCCUUAAAUAGUGAUAUUGAUCCUUCGCUUCAGCGAUUGGUCGCAGUGCGUGAUCAAAUGAAACGUUUUGAAAACUGGAAAAAGAAUUUCUUAGCGCCUGUGAAAAAACAUUUAAAUUGUCUUUUCAUACAUUUGUCCAAUGAAAUUGGUGAUAUGUCCUUAUCGAGCACAGAGCUAGUAUUGCCGAAUCAUUCGUCAGUGCAUCAACGUUUAACACCCCACACGGAAUUGAUGCAUUGGAUAAAGGCAAUGGAUCGUACGAUAUACGAUGGUCUAACCACGGUCUACACUAAUUCUUUGAGUAAAAUUUAUGAGCGUGAUAUAAGAAAUUUUUUCACUUUGGCUAAAAUACAAAUUUCGGAAAAAUUACGCAAUUCACGUGAAGAUUUAGAUCUGUCGACAUCUUCUACUUCUAAGAAAGCUGCUGUAUCCUCCGUACCCCAUGGUACACUGGGUGUGAAUCGUGAACAAUGGGGUCCUGGUGUAGAUGCAGCUGAUCGAGAACGUUUUGAUGCGGUUUUGGAAAAGGUCUUAGCUGAAUUGGAACCUAUUGCUUUGCAAGAACAAAAAUUCUGCAUUAAUUUCUUUCAAAUGGAUGUGUUAAGUCCCUCAGCAAAAAGCGCUAAUUUAGAUGUAAUGGAAAAAAGUGUUGAUAUGUCACAGUCUAUGUUACUAUCACCAUCUUCGGUCAGUGGUGCUGGAGAUGCACAAUUUCCACAAAAGAAAAUUGAUCGUCAAAUCAAUGAAGAAGUUCGUAAGUUAAUGAACGCUUUGUUUGGCUGUCUGGAACAGGAACUUAUUAAUUUCAUACAAAGUUUUGAACGUUUUGAUUGUUUCUAUUCUCUUUAUGUAUUGGAACGUUUAAAUCAACAUGUCAUGUCCGCCCAAGAUACACAUUCCUUUUUAAGCAUGACCUUUGCCUCGGUACUGGUACAUGUUAAACGUAAUUUUGAUCGUUUUAUGCAGCAACAAUUACAAUCUAUACGUGAUGCCAAAUUGCCUAAACGCUCGAAAUGCGGCAUCUUACCGUAUGUGGAAAAUUUCGAAUAUUUCUCACAAACAACCGAGGAUUUCUUUAGGAAAUCAACACGUCGCACCGAUGGAGAAAAGUAUAUACAAUUGAUAAAUGCCAUAUUCGAGGGCAUUAAUACACAUGCCAAGGAUCAUCCUAAAACACCACUACAAGUGGUGCGCAUGGAAAAUUAUCAUCAUAUGUAUUCACUGUUGGCACGCUUAAAGGUACUCAGUUUGGAUGAGCUAAAGAAAGAGGCCAAGUCGCGUUACAACGAAGCCUUAACGAAUUAUGUUAUACAGUAUUUUGGCAGACCAUUGGAAAAAUUAAAUCUCUUUUUUGAAGGUGUACAACAGAAAAUUGCCCAGGGGGUAAAGGAAACAGAAAUAAGUUAUCAAAUGGCUUUUUCCAAGCAAGAGUUGCGCAAAGUUAUCAUACAAUAUCCAGCACGUGAGGUGAAAAAGGGUUUGGAAAAUCUCUAUCGCAAAGUGGAGAAACAUUUGUGCGAAGAGGAGAAUCUUUUGCAAGUAGUAUGGCAUGCUAUGCAGGAAGAAUUCAUUGUACAAUAUAAAUUCCUAGAAGAGCGUAUACAGAAGUGUUAUGCCGGUUCUAUGAUUAGUUUAGAAUUUAAUAUACAAGACAUUUUAAAUUUCUUUUCAGAUAUAGCGCGUUCCCAUUAAAGUGUUAUUGCAUACAUUUAAAUUUUAAUUUAUACAUUUAUUUAUUGAUAUUAAACAAAUAAAGAAAAUUAAAAA
Messenger RNA from Lucilia cuprina (Australian sheep blowfly), 5075 nucleotides. It is a transcript of the gene Sec3, whose product is annotated as exocyst complex component 1. Gene Ontology annotation, biological process: exocytosis; Golgi to plasma membrane transport. Lineage: Eukaryota; Metazoa; Arthropoda; Insecta; Diptera; Calliphoridae. Bases 312 to 5000 code for a protein of 1562 amino acids. The transcript has 9 exons. Gene Ontology annotation, cellular component: plasma membrane; exocyst. The record is from RefSeq and is a predicted model, not a curated record. Gene Ontology annotation, molecular function: phosphatidylinositol-4,5-bisphosphate binding.